AUGGCGGCUUCUUUUACAACUCUGCCAAAUGUGGGCUCACUAUCAAUUCCAAGAAGUACUAAGUUGCAGGUAAAAUCAGGAAGCUCCAACGCAUGUAAUGCAGUGAAUUUUCCUAGUAGAAAUGCGUUGCCGUCAAAUAUUUCCUCGUCUUCAUCGAGCUUGUUCUUCUCGAGUUCGCUUCGUUUUGCUUCUCUUACAACCUCUUCCCCGAAGAAAUCUCGUGUUCUAAGCUCCGUUCGAGCUAGUGCAGAGGGUCCGGAGUUACAGUCAAAGGUGACCAACAAAGUAUAUUUUGAUAUAGGAAUUGGGAAUCCAAUUGGGAAGCUUGUUGGAAGAAUUGUCAUUGGGUUAUAUGGUGAUGAUGUGCCACAAACGGCAGAGAACUUCAGAGCUUUAUGCACAGGAGAGAAGGGCUUUGGCUUCAAAAAUUCUGCUUUCCACCGUGUCAUCAAAGAUUUCAUGAUUCAAGGAGGGGACUUUGACAAAGGAAAUGGCACUGGAGGUAAAAGCAUAUACGGCCGUACGUUUAAAGAUGAAAACUUCAAGCUGUCGCAUAUUGGGCCAGGAGUUGUUAGUAUGGCAAAUGCAGGGCCCAACACCAAUGGAAGCCAAUUUUUUAUCUGCACUGUUAAGACUCCAUGGCUAGAUCAAAGGCAUGUUGUAUUCGGGCAAGUUUUGGAAGGCAUGGACAUUGUUAAAUUGAUUGAGUCACAGGAGACAGACAGAGGAGACCGUCCCAUAAAGAGAGUGGUGAUCCUUGAAAGUGGCGAGCUUCCCACGAAUGAAGCAUGA
Dovyalis caffra is the source of this 792-nucleotide messenger RNA. The record is from the annotation of a GenBank genome assembly. Lineage: Eukaryota; Viridiplantae; Streptophyta; Magnoliopsida; Malpighiales; Salicaceae.